Molecule: messenger RNA, 1674 nt
Organism: Entamoeba histolytica HM-1:IMSS
Lineage: Eukaryota; Evosea; Mastigamoebida; Endamoebidae
Product: beta-N-acetylhexosaminidase, putative
Exons: 1
Coding region: 340-1674 (444 amino acids)
Biological process (GO): carbohydrate metabolic process; glycosaminoglycan metabolic process
Cellular component (GO): lysosome; membrane
Molecular function (GO): beta-N-acetylhexosaminidase activity
Source: RefSeq, a predicted model, not a curated record
UUUAUGACUAUCUUGUCAUCUUCUUUUAUAUCUUUUCUUGUUUUAAAGGUUAGGCAUAUAUUCUUUUUUAUUAUAUUUAUCUCUACAGUCUUUGCUGGAAUGGUUUGAAUGUCAAAAAUCAAUUGGCUCAGUAUCAUUUCAAUUGAAGUCACCAUGAGCUAUUGCAUUAACUUUCUUAAAUCAAACUUCAACCAUACCAUUUCAUUCCCUUUACAACAAUAAACAGGUUUACAAGAUUUUAAAGUAUCAUUGUUUAAAGAGAUAGAUUUACCAAGAAUAACUCCAUCAGUUUCAAGUGUUAUAACUGAUGUUGUUGUAGAGUUAUCUUCUUCAAAUCCUAUGCCAAAAUUACAAAUUGGAUUUGAUGAAAGUUAUAUUCUUGAAGUUACUACUAAUAGUAUUUCCAUUAAAGCAGUUACAGUAUAUGGUGCACGUCAUGCAUUUGAAACAUUACUUCAAUUAAUUAGAAUUUCAUCAAACAAAUUUGUAAUUUCACAAUUACCAAUUAAAAUAAGUGAUGCACCAAGAUUUAAAUGGAGAGGAUUAAUGGUAGAUCCUUCAAGAAAUCCAUUAUCUCCUUUAAUGUUUAAAAGAAUUAUUGAUACAUUAGCAUCAGUUAAAGCAAAUGUUUUGCAUAUUCAUUUAAGUGAUGCACAAACAUUUGUCUUUGAGUCAAAGAAAUAUCCAUUGUUACAUCAAAAAGGAAUGUAUGACGAAAGUUUUGUUCUCACACAAUCUUUUCUUAGAGAAUUAGCACAAUAUGGUGCUAAUAGAGGUGUUAUUGUUUAUGGAGAAAUUGACACACCUGCACAUACAGCAUCAUGGAAUCUUGGAUAUCCAGGUGUAGUUGCUAAUUGUUGGGAUUAUAUUGUUAGUACAUCAAUGAGAUAUGGAGAGAAUGUCCUUUCAUUAAAUCCAGCUAAUCCAAAUACAUUCCCAAUCAUUGACGCAUUAAUGAAGGAAUUAUCCGAUACAUUUGGUACUGAUUAUGUCCAUGUUGGAGGUGAUGAAGUAUGGACAAGUGGAUGGUCAAAGUCAAAGGAAUAUAGUGACAUUCAAAAAUUCAUGAAAUCAAAAGGACUCAAUUCUCUUACAGAGUUAGAGGGAUAUUUUAAUAAAUAUGCACAAGAACAGGUAAUUCAUAAUGGUAAACAUCCAGUUGUAUGGGAAGAAGUAUUUAAAAAAGGAAAUGAUGAUAAAAAUACUAUUAUUCAAGUAUGGGAUGAUAUUCGAUUACUUCAACAAGUUGUUAAUUCUGGUUAUAAAGCAAUCUUUUCCGCAGGAUUUUAUUUAGAUAAACAAAUGCCAUUAUGUAAUAGUUAUGAUUCUAGCACUUGUGUUAAUACCCAUUCGAUGUGGGUAUGGACUAAUAGAGAUAUGUAUGACAAUGAUCCUGUUAAAUCACUUUCAUCAUCAGAAAAGGAAAAUGUAUUAGGAGGUGAAGGCUGCUCAUGGGGAGAAAGUACUGAUGAACAAAACUUCUUUGACAGAGUUUUCCAGAGAUAUUCUGCUAUUGCAGAAAGGCUUUGGAGUAAAGAGAGUGUUGUUGACAAAGAAAGUCAUGAAGUUCGUGCAAAUUAUUUAAGAUGUCUUGAUGUUAGAAGGGAUAUCAUGAAAGGUACUGGACCGUUGUACCAUUCAUUCUGUCAACUUCCAAAGGAAAAAAAGAAUUAA